Beta vulgaris subsp. vulgaris (sugar beet) is the source of this 3096-nucleotide messenger RNA. RefSeq lists its product as uncharacterized. The record is from RefSeq and is a predicted model, not a curated record. The coding region runs from base 1 to 3096 and encodes 1031 amino acids. The transcript has 4 exons. Lineage: Eukaryota; Viridiplantae; Streptophyta; Magnoliopsida; Caryophyllales; Amaranthaceae.
AUGCCACCACUUGAUAGCAUUGAAGAGAGCUAUUCAAGCUUCUGUGUAGUCAUGGUGAAGGCUGUUAAUUUUGCUAAAGUCUUCCCUAAAAUUUGUAAAGAGUGGAGUAUAGUCACUAAUUACAGCUUCCAUCCAGGUGGCAGAAUAUGGCUAGCUUGGAUUCCAAGCUUGUUUGUGGUAGAUAUCAGAAGCCAAGGGGAUCAGUUUGUACACUGUGAAGUGCUGCAUAGAGCUUCAGGAAGGUUUUUUUGGUUGACCAUUGUUUAUGGGUUAAAUGAUAGCGUUGAAAGGAAAAGGUUAUGGAGUAAAUUAGGUCAAAUAGGAAGUAAUUUGCAGGGUGCCUGGAUUGUGAUGGGUGAUUAUAAUAAUGUACCGAACCUUGAGGAUAGAAUUGGGUUUGCAGUCAUUUUAGAUGAAGUUGGAGAAUUCAGACAGUGUGUUAGGGACUGUAGGCUAAUGGAGUUUCAGACGUCUGGCCCUUUCUUUACUUGGUCUAACAAGCAGGAAGGUGAACAUAGAGUGUUCUCAAAGAUUGACAGAGUGUCUGUCAAUGAUGUAUGGAUGGACAACUUUGUUAAUUGUUGUGCUGAUUUCCUGCCUGAGGGGAUCUCUGAUCAUAGCCCUUGUGUGAUUAAAUUGGUGAAACAUGUGGUUACAAAACCUAAGUCCUUUAGGUUUUAUAAUAUGUGGAUGGAAGCUCCAGAAUUUAUGACUAUGGUGAAGGAAGUAUGGAGAAGUUCUGUGACAGGUGUAGCAAUGUAUCAGGUUGUGGCUAAGCUUAAAAAAUUGAAACCUGUGCUUAAAACUCUGAACAAGAACAAAUUUUCAGACAUUGAGAAUGAAACUGCUGCAGCCCUAGUGAAACUUAUGGAGGUGCAACUGAAAAUUCAGAAUGAUCCUAGAAACAGUGAGUUACACAGAGAAGAGGAAGACAAUAGAAAGAAGUAUGCAUUCUUAAAUAAGGCUAAAUUAAGCUUCUUGCAGCAAAAGGUGAAGAGUGCUUGGCUUAAGGGAGGGGAUGAUAACACAGCUUAUUUUCAUGCUUGUUUGAGAAAAAGAAGGCUUCAAAAUCAUAUUAGCAGGAUACAAGAUAGUCAAGGUGUGUGGCAGGAAACUCCUGAGAAAAUAGAGGAGGCUUUUGUUGGUUACUACAAGGUGUUGUUAGGUACUGAAGAAGGGAGGAAAAAAGGAGUGAGUAGAACAAUUGUUAAUGAAGGGCCCUUGCUCACUCAUGAACAAAAGAGUAGUUUGUGUAUGCCUUUUUCAGGAGAGGAUGUGAAGGAAGCUUUGUUUGAUAUUGAGGAUAAUAAAGCAGCUGGCCCUAAUGGAUUCUCAAGUGGCUUUUUUAAGAAGACUUGGGAGAUCACUGGUCCAGACAUCAUUAAGGCAGUUUUGGACUUCUUUUCCACAGGAAAACUCCUCAAACAGGUGAAUGCUACAAAUUUAUGCCUCAUCCCUAAGUGUGAGCAAGCUGAUGAUGUCACCAAGUAUAGACCAAUUGCGUGCUGCAAUGUGCUAUACAAAGUUAUUUCUAAAAUGUUGUGUCAGAGAUUGAAAGUAGUUCUCCCAUUUAUAAUUAAUCCUGUGCAAAGUGCUUUUGUGGAGAGUCGAGUUAUAAUGCAUAACAUAUUCCUUUGUCAAGACUUGAUGAAACAGUAUAAGAGGAAGAAUGGUCCAGCAAGAUGUACCAUUAAGGUAGAUCUUAGAAAAGCGUAUGACUCAUUGAAUUGGGACUUCAUAAAAGAUCUAUUGGUGGCGAUGAAUUUCCCAGAACAAUUUGUUCAUUGGGUGAUGGUUUGUAUUACAACUCCAUGCUUUUCAUUGAGUUUCAAUGGAGUAAUGAGUGGUUUUUUUAAAGGAAAGAAAGGUCUACGACAAGGAGACCCAAUUUCUCCAUUAAUAUUUGUAAUAGCAAUGGAGUACUUGUCUAGAUUAUUGAAAAGGAUGAGUAGGAAGGAUGGUUUUGAGUAUCAUAGUAGAUGUGGUCCUCUUCAACUCACUCACUUAGUUUUUGCUGACGAUUUGAUGAUGUUCUGUAAAGGCCAAGUCAGCUCUGUACUGUUAUUGUCUAGGGCUAUGAAAGCCUUUCAAGAUGCUUCUGGAUUGACUGCAAGUAAAGAAAAAACUGCAGUAUACUUUGGACAUGUGACUGAUGAGGUGCAGGAAAGAAUAGUACAAGUAACUGGAUUCCAGAAGGGUUCCUUCCCUUUUAGAUAUCUAGGUAUUCCCAUGACGUCCAAAAGAAUCACAAAGGCUGAUUGUGAUCUACUGACAGAUAGAAUGCUGAAAAGGAUUUUAUGCUGGAGUUCGAGGAGUUUGUCCUAUGCUGCAAGGGUGGUCUUAGUGAAUUCUGUACUACUGAGUUUACACAUAUACUGGGCUCAAAUCUUUUUGAUCCCUAAAGGUGUUAUGGUGCGAAUUACACAGAUAUGCAGAGCAUUCUUGUGGGAAGGAAAGGAAGUACUUCAUAAAACUCCUCCUGUUGCUUGGGUUGAUGUAUGUAAACCUAAGAAAAGUGGAGGUUUGGGUAUAAGAGAUUGCAUUCAGUGGAAUUUAGCAGCAAUGGGGAAGUAUGUGUGGCAAGUUUCUCAGAAGAAAGAUCUCUUGUGGAUAAAAUGGGUUCACAGUGUGUACAUUAAGCAAGAAGAGUGGUGGGAGUAUUCUGCUCCUACAACAGCUAGCUGGGGGUGGAAAGUCAUCUGUAAGGCAAAGGAGAAGUUCAAGCUAGCAUACAACAACAACAAGUGGCUGGAUGGAUCUAGGGAGUAUACCAUUAAAGAUGGUUACAAAUGGUUAAUGGGUGAUAUUCCUAGAUACAGUAAGAAAGUUUGCACUCAGGUCUUGGAUUGGUUAGGGUUGGAUUCUCAUCAACAGGAGAACUUGUAUGUGAGAUGGAAAAAGUGGGGAAGGAAAUAUAAUAGCACAGUUAAGAAGAAGUUUUGUUAUGCUACUCUAGCUGCAACUAUGGUUAUACAUCCUGAUCAGAUUGUUCGAAUUGUGAAGAAGGAAGUUUAUAGCAGAGUUGCUCUACUGCCAAAGGAGAACUGGAAGAAUGCAGAUAAAGAUUGGGUUGCUGCUAGAAGAAAUUUAGUGUAA